AAUAUUAUUAUUCUUGUAGGAGAUAAAGGAGUGUUUCUUAGUGCUUUUGUUCGAGACAAAAUUAUAGAUAAAUUUUCUGAAUGCAAAAUACGACAUGAUUUAAUACCAAUAUUACAAUCAAUAGUAAAAACUAACCCAAUUGAAAAAUUCAUUGAUGAAUAUUUUGCCAAAGAUGAUAUUGUAGCUCACUAUGUAUAUAAUAUUACUAGAGAUACUAGUGAAGUUUGGAAUACUUUAUUUGUAUCAACACCAUAUAAACCCCCUUUAAGUACACUAUUAGAAUAUACAUUUGAGUAUCCACACGACAAAUCAAACUCAUAUAUUCAAGGUAUAAUCGAACAAGAAUUUAAACCUACAAAUUCAAGACUGCACUUAGAUGAAAUUAAUUGGCAAAGGCUAAACUUAGAUAAUUUUAAUAACUUGUCUAUUGAAACUGCAAAAAAACUUUUACAAGAACAUAUUGCACAAUUGCAUAGUAUAUUUAACACUAUGGAUAUUAAUUUUAUAAUAUUUGAAGAUCAAAUAAUUGAUUUACCAGAUAAAAUAAUAAUACCAAUAUCUAUAAUCCUUACAGAUCAAAAAGGUCAAAAUGCUCAAGAGUCUUUAACUGAAGAAACUUUAAAAUUAUACUCUAUAAUUAAUUCCAAAAAUAAGAUAUUGAAAACCUAUAAAGAAUAUACAAAACUAUUGAAUAUUCCUCCUAUACAAAAUUGUUUAAAACGCAUAAAAAUAAUAAAUUCAAUUAGUACAAUCUCUAAUAAGUACAAUUUAGCAGAACCUAUUGAUACAACAAUGACACAAUCAUUCCUAAAUACGAAUAAAAAGAAGGAUACGAUUGAAAUUAAGAAUUAUGAUGUUAACUUGAAAUUUGCAGCUCCAAAUUUUCCAACUCUUUUAGCAAUAAUAAAAGAUGCUUAUUCUUAUAUGCCUAAAAAUAGCGUCGUAAUAUCUAUACAAAUACAACAACAAACUUUAUUAGAACCUAAAAUUAUUUAUAAACUUUCAACAGAAAGAUAUCCAGAUCUGAUUUAUACAAAACUUAACAUGCGUAUUAGGGAAAUAACAAUUACAUUAGCAAACAUAAUUGCUAUUGAUUAUGUUACUAGACUUAACUCUAAGCCUGUACUUAAAGAUUAUAUUACUGAAUCUAUUCGGAAAUUAAAGAUUUUUCUUGGUCAAAGAGUUAUAACAGAUGAUAGCUUUUCAAUAGUCCUAAUGUUGUUUGCAAUUGCCAUUUCACCUGAAGAUGUAGAAUAUAAAGAUAAGGAUAAUAUCUUAAACAAAGAACAGCUACAAGAUAAAAAUCUUAAUCAUAAAACUAAUUUAUUUAAACAAGCUUCCAGCAAAAUUUUAACUGCAUUUUGUGCUUUAGCAGUAGGAGCGAUCAGUGUUAUAACAGCUGGUGCUAUUUUUUCCGUUAUUAUAGUACCAGCUUCUAUUUUAACAAUAAAAUAUGCCCCUAAAUUAGGAGAACAAAUUGGUAAAAUUAUUUUAAAUUAUGACCAUGAUAUUACCUCAGAAAUAGAAAGGACUAAUAUCAUACAAAAUAGUUUGCUAGAAAAGAACGACAAAUUCUUAAUACAACAACAACUAAUAGAACAAAAAACACUUCAAAAAAUAGAAGCAGAUAAUAAAGCAACAAUAAUAGCAAAUAUGAAGAUUAAAAAACUAGAUACAACACAGAGUCAAAUAAAA
Oppiella nova is the source of this 1695-nucleotide messenger RNA. NCBI's taxonomy places the organism in Eukaryota, Metazoa, Arthropoda, Arachnida, Sarcoptiformes, Oppiidae. The record is from the annotation of a GenBank genome assembly.